GGGAUCUGCAGUGUUACAUUGUAUCAUACUAUAUCAAAAUGGCUACAGUGGUUCAAAACCCCUUGAAAUCCAUCUAUGUGCUGGACUGGGAAAGCCCAGCAGUGCCGGUGAAGGGGGUGGGGGACAUUUGCAAGAACUAGAGCAGACAGAAAGGUCAGAAGGCAAGCCAGCGGAACAGUCAUGAAGAACAGCCUAGGAGAGGAGUUCUACCGCGAAGCCAUCGAGCACUGCCGCAGCUACAAUGCCCGGCUUUGUGCCGAGCGGUCCAUGCGGUUGCCCUUCCUGGACUCCCAGACAGGUGUGGCCCAGAGCAAUUGCUACAUCUGGAUGGAGAAAACUCACCGUGGGCCAGGGUUGGCCCCCGGUCAGCUGUAUACCUACCCUGCCCGCUGCUGGCGAAAGAAAAGACGGCUAAACAUCCUAGAGGACCCUCGCCUUGGGCCGAUCGAGUUCAAAAUUGCUGACUACGAGGCGUCUUUGAAGAAGGAGGGUGGAGUUCCCGAGGGGCCCGUGCUGGAGUCCCUGCUCAGCGGGGAGACGCUGGACAAGAAGGUUGAGACCAAGGAGGAGGAGCCCAUGAGCGAGUGCCAGAAGCUGCUCGUGGGAGACUUCCCUCACGAGCUGGAGGUGGACGAGAUGGAGGACGACGUGCCCAAGCGCAAGAACCGCACCAAGGGCCGGGCCUGUGGGGUAGGAGGCAUGAGGAAGAGACAGGAGCCGGCCUCGGUGGAGGACAGAGACAAGCCGUACGUGUGUGACAUCUGCGGGAAGCGCUAUAAGAACCGGCCGGGGCUGAGCUACCACUACACCCACACGCACCUGGCGGAUGAGGAGGGCGAGGAAGACUCGGAGCGCCACACCCUGCCCUUUCAGCGUAAAAACAACCACAAGCCCAAGAAGGCCCCUGACGGAUCAGUCAUCCCCAAUGGAUACUGCGACUUCUGCCUGGGCGGUUCCAAGAAGACAGGAUGUCCUGAGGACCUCAUCUCCUGUGCAGACUGUGGGCGGUCAGGGCAUCCGUCAUGCCUGCAGUUCACAGUCAACAUGACGGCGGCUGUACGGACCUACCGCUGGCAGUGCAUCGAGUGCAAGUCUUGCAGCCUUUGUGGCACCUCGGAGAAUGACGACCAGCUGCUGUUCUGCGAUGAUUGUGACAGAGGAUACCACAUGUAUUGCCUGAGCCCCCCCAUGGCCGAGCCCCCGGAAGGAAGCUGGAGUUGCCAUCUGUGUCUGCGGCAGUUGAAAGAGAAGGCUUCAGCCUACAUCACCCUGACCUAAGCCACGCCCAGCACCCCACCCACUCCACCUGGUCCCACCCGCCACACCUGCUCAGGCUCCGUCUCCGUCUCCAGCCACUGCCCUUGUUCAACGAAUGGAACUCCUCCGUGUUCGCACAGGUCUCCUCCUGAGCAGAACGACAGUACCGCUCAGCGCGUGCCCCCAUGCUAAUAUCAUAGAAGGCACUGCUUUAAAGGUGCCCCCUCAAACAGGCACUCCGUUCUUUCACCCGUGCUCAGCUUCAGCGGCAAUGUGGAGAGCACCUUCUCACCGCGAUUCUCACUGCGAUUCAUUAACAACGAGCCAAACGAGCCCGGUACAGACGCUUGCCUGCCCCCUGCACUCCAUUAACGAACUGCCGUUUAACACCAGGCGCACAAGGGCACUCGAGCGGGUCUUACCAGGCAGAGUGUCCUCAAGCUGUGCUCUGAAGGGCUACAUCUACUCCCGUGUUAGUUCUCUUUGAGAUGGGGGGCCGUGCUCCUCGUACCGGCCGGGUGCAGGGGCAGACGCCGAACCGAGCUGUGUGGAGGGCAGGGUCGCGUCGAGUGUUUACGGCCGGCACUGGUGACUGUGAGGCCGGAUCACAGCCGCCUGCUCCCUCAUAGCGGCGAGGGGGUGGAGGGUGGGGAAACGAAGGCAAAGACUGCGCGGCAAACUGUGGGCGUGCGCAGAGGAAAUGUAGGAGAGCAUAAAAAGGCAGUCUGAGUUCUCGCUCGAAAUAAUGAAAUCCACAGCGUUCAGAGUGGGCGCACGCAGUCACCAGUGCCGACCAGUCAGAACGGGCACUUCCUUCUGUAGGCCUGUCACUCAGAUCCUGGUACGUGGGGUUUGACAGCAGACUAAAGCAACAGAGAUACACCCUACAAGCUGGGUGAGCUUCUGUGACCGACUUCUACAUCAAGCAGAGUAUUACAUACUGUAUUUUACGCCUUGUUUUGAAAAAGCCAAUAUCGGAUUGCUGUGACUUGAAGGGGACUUAAUAUGCUUCAGUUCGUUUGUGCGUAUGCGAAAGUGUGUACAUAUACACGUGUGAACAAUGCAGAUUUUUAUCUAUUGGGCCUUGUUUUAAAAACAGCCCAUACAGUUUUUAAUUUUGUUUUCUUUGCAUGGUGUUAGGUGUUAUUAAAACAAAAGACAUUUUAUGGAGAAAAGAAGAGGGAAAAAAAGCACACUUUAUUUGCAAUAACGUGUUUGUAACUUGCUCCAGAGAAGUUUAAAAAUCUCUGAGUGCAUUCUUAAAUCUUUGUGGAAAAAAGAGAGGUCGUAGUCAUACAGGUGCUUUGUGGGAAUUCGGGGCUGGGAGGGGCGGGAGGGCUUCCGAAAUAAUCCGAAUUUUAGAAAUGACGUCAUUUGUUUUUAUUCUGUUUAUUUAACAGUGCCGUCACAACGGAUUUAAUUCUUUUGUCAGCCAGAUCGAAGUUUAAGCCAGCUUGUGCAGUUUUCCUUCCAAGAUAACUUGAAGGAAGACAACUUUUUGCUAUAAAAAAAGCAAAAAAAAAAAAAAAUGUACCGAUAA
Scleropages formosus (Asian bonytongue) is the source of this 2797-nucleotide messenger RNA. It is a transcript of the gene dpf1, whose product is annotated as double PHD fingers 1. The coding region runs from base 181 to 1278 and encodes 365 amino acids. Gene Ontology annotation, cellular component: nBAF complex. The record is from RefSeq and is a predicted model, not a curated record. The transcript has 13 exons. NCBI's taxonomy places the organism in Eukaryota, Metazoa, Chordata, Actinopteri, Osteoglossiformes, Osteoglossidae. Gene Ontology annotation, biological process: nervous system development.